Kuraishia capsulata CBS 1993 is the source of this 8319-nucleotide messenger RNA. RefSeq lists its product as uncharacterized. The record is from RefSeq and is a predicted model, not a curated record. The transcript is spliced from 2 exons. The coding region runs from base 1 to 8319 and encodes 2772 amino acids. NCBI's taxonomy places the organism in Eukaryota, Fungi, Ascomycota, Pichiomycetes, Pichiales, Pichiaceae. Gene Ontology annotation, biological process: regulation of GTPase activity.
AUGCUGGCGGGAAAACUUCAGAGAGAACCGGUGCCCACCGUUGGCCCGCGAGACUCGAUUGUGGGUGCUAUUUAUACCCGGCUGGAGCAAUUGUUGCCAUUGAACUCUGGUCUCAAUACCAAGCAAAUGCAGAUGGAUAAACAUUACAUUCAAUCACGCAAUGCGUUGUUGACUCUGGCAGACACAGACACGUUUGAAGACUGUGUUAUUUGCACCACCCAAGUCUUGGAAGCUAUCAACAAGAAAAGCAAGAUGGAACCACUUAAAAAGCGAUCGGAAACUUCUUUGUGGUCGACUUUUAUCGUAUUGAGACUUUUGUCUGACAUAGCAGACCAUCGUUGGAACAACCUAUCGACCUCCAAUGCGUCUCUAUUGCUGGACCAUGACUCCCAAUUGAGCGAUCACGUUGGUUCGCUUGGAGGCAGAGUCGGUGCCAUGAAGACCAACAGAUACCACAGUGUGAGGCCACCACAGUUAUCGGAAGAACUAGUGAAGAUGGCUUUGGCUAUGGUGACUAAUCUCAAAUCCAAGGGCAUAGUUUAUGCUGAGAUUGCCCGGAUCACGGGUCAGAAACGUAACAGAGGGACAUCUCAGUCCGAGACUGAUUCUUUGGUUGAAGACAUAGAGGCCUGUUGCAACAACAUAAUCCUGUACUUUUCGGGUUCAAAUCCUCUCCAGUAUCGUGAGUUUGUGCUGGCUAAGCUAAAGAGUCUGGCGAUACCGAUGCCUGAUGACUACGUUGCCCAUCUGGAUCUUUUGGAGGUUUCUUUCGUUGAUGAUUCGUAUCUUCACGUUUACCUGAGGAAUUGUCGCACCGUUUACGAGACAGCCAAAAGACCCAUUGAUCAACAAUUGGUACUGGUAUUCAUGUGCCGCACUCUGCUGAGGUGGAUGCUGGCUGACCCAGAGGAAUACCUGUCCAUAUCUUCGUCUCCAAUUACGGCUGCCAUUGAGUUUUUCGAUGUGGUGCUCAAAACUGCAGAUCUAAACCUUUACCGCAAGUCUGUGACCAUGUUUUUUGCCACGAUGUUGCUCCUAUGUCCAUCCUAUUUUGAGAACUACGGUGAAAAAUACAAGAAAAUGGUGGAAACCAAGUCAUUUGAUUACAAGACAUCAUUCGUGAGUGAAUUGCGGUUGAUUUGCUCGCGGUAUCCAGAAGCUGGUGAUGGUUUGAUUCAGGUCUUGCUAGUUGGAAGUACUGUGUCCAUUAUAGCACCUGAACAUCCAGUCGCAGUCUAUGCUAGAAAUACCGCACCAAUUGCAUACAAAGAUCUUAAGGUUGACCAGCCUGCCUAUUAUCCUGUUGACGUGGACACAGAACUGAUUGAUAAUUUGCGAAUCAACUGUUUUUGUGCUCUGGCGGGCCUCAACACCAAGGACUCGGCUGUGAAGGCGCUGGGACUUUUCAAAGACAAAAAUACUCACAUCGGACUGAUAAGAACUAUAUGUGGAGGUGUAAGUACUCUCAUCGAUAUCCACUUCAUGUUGCCUCAUAUCUACAGUUAUUUGAAAGAGGCAGCGCCAUUAUACAGACAAAUUUUAUGCUCCACAGCAGAGGCUUUGCGCCACAUUCGGUCAGAUGAGCUCAACGAUGCUGAGUCUAUCGACUCACAAGGUGCGUCAUCUUCGGUAAUGGACUUGAAGGAGGCUUUGGCACAGCAAAUGAAUAAUGUUGUCCUUACUGCUACCAACCAGAGUGUCCCCUCAGUGGUUAGCAGCGGCACAGAAUCCAAAAGAUCCGCCGUUUCCAGCGGAAACAGAGAACCUUCCGUGUCAGCAAAACAGAUUUCUCACCAACAGACGACGUCUUCAUCACAGCAAACUCAACAUGAACUCUCAAAGGAAGUGUCGCACGCAUCCAGUUCUGCCUCUGGAUCUUCGGGAAGUCAUCAAGUAACAAACUCGACCUCACCGGAACCACACCACCAGUCUUCUACCUUCAAAAACCUAUACAGGUCGAAGAUGCUGACAAAGAACUUUUUCCGAGGAAACAGCAGUGGGUCUUCGCCUUUAAGCCCUAACGUUCCUUCAGUUUCCCCCAAAUCACCAUCUCAUGCGCAUAAACAUGUAUCGACUACGUCAUCUUCUGCCUCGGCUACUUCGGGCACUGCUUCUACGAGUUCUGUGUCAGGACAACUUAUGGACAAACACGAUGCCCCUGUCAAGUUUGCAAAGAGAACUAUCGACGAAUCGCAGACCAUGCAAGAUCUUGUGGUAGACCUUCUGUAUUUCUUUGAGAAACUGCCACACCUGUUCUUGGUCGACCCUGACAUGCCAUUCUUCCAUGCAGAUGGGACUCACAACGAGCAGAGCGUUUUGUGGCUGAGGUCUGCGUUCAGUUCGAUUUCGCUAUUACUCGUGGACGAUGACGAACGUGUAAUAUCGCACAUAGCCAGGUUUCUUAUGUCAUUUCUAAAACGGACUUGGGGCGAUCCAGGUACUCAAGACGAUCCUAAAGCCGGGUGCGAGCAGUUCAGCGCAAGUUUUCUGAUUAUAUCUGGACUGAUGGAUUUAUUGAGCACCACAGAACUUUCUGUUUUGAAAAGGGAUCAAAUCCUAGAUUUCGUUUUGAAGUUUUUCGACAGAAGAAAGGAUGUUUUCACCUCUGAGAGCCCUCGACUGGCAUUGCUCAGUUCUCACGGAUUUCAUAAGAAUGGACAGUGCCGCCCAUAUCUCAUGGCUUGGGAGGAGUCUUUUCUACUUCUUCUUUUUGUGGACAGUCACGACAGUUACAAGAUGGCAAGGAAAGGGAUUGAGUAUUUCAUCAACGAAACCGAGUUCAGCUGGCAUACUAGCAAAUGCUCCGAGGGAUUUGAAAUCGAUCUGUAUAGAGCCAUUCUUUCGGAUCGGAUUUCUGCGAGUGGAGCUGCAAUGCGCAAGAAGCUAAGAGAUCACCUUACCAAAUCGAAACGUCCAAACCAGUCAAUCAUAUAUGUUUGGCGCACAAUGUAUGAUCGGUGGAUGAAAUCGCCCGUUGGGCCCGAGAAGGGCAACGAUACUUACGGAGCUGAUUAUCCUGGGUUCUUGGCCUCAUGGGGAGGGGUGUUUCUUUCUCAAUGUUUCAAGGAUCAUCCAGAGAGAGAAGAAUUAGCUUCCAAGUAUGAGCGGUUCAUUAGUUUUCAGAUUAAUAGCCUCAAGCUGGACGACUUGAGACUCAGGGAAAAAGCGAGAGAAGUGUUGAGUGUUGGUCUUCACCCCUAUGCGGUUCCGCUAGUGGCAAAGGAUAUUCAGGCACAUCUUGAUGGCAUGCCCAAGCUGUUGACCGAGAAGGACUUUGUGUUCUUUGACCUGCUGAUCUCGGUCAUGAAACACGUUCUGUCGCUGGAUGUGAUGGCUUUGUACCCUUACGAGAACGACAUCGCCCAGAUUUUGAAGUCGAUGUCUAUUUCUUUGGAUGACCAGCCAAGGGAGGCCGCCGUUUUGAAGUCCAGGAUCAAGUUUUUAUUUCUAGCGGGAGUGUUCAUGUCUAAGGCACCCGAACUUGGGUUUUUAGGAGAUUUGGCCGGAAGAAACAAAAUAGCAAGACUACUGGCUGAUUGGCUGGAGGACUCUUUCUUUAGAAAUGAAGAUGAAGGGGAAAAAGUCAAUCCCAGGUCUAUGGUUUUUGAUUUGAAAACAACAGAAAAGCCUCGAAAGGUUGAAGACAGGAAAAAGCAGUCUGAUAUGGACCAUCUAUAUUUCGAUUUCGCGGUCGAAACUGCUCGAGUAUUGGCACUUUGCCUAAGAGGAUUGGUUCUGGAUGUUCCUCAUGCCAAUUUCCAGCCUGAGGAUCUCAACAACUCUCUUGAAGUGUCCUUCCGAAAUUACUCAAAUUUGUUUGUGAGAAUUCUGGAGAAGGCUAACGAUCCUACCAAAAAUGUGUCUGAAAGCCCAGCUGCUAAGCACAGAGUCAAUAUCUUGGUAAAUCACGUGGUUGAGGCGUUAAUCGAUUUGCUCAAGGCAAAUGUGAGGAUUGGUCUCAAAUUUGUACUCCCUUUGUGUUACCAUGGACAGUCGCACUACCUGCGCUAUUCCUUCAUCAACGUGCUCGCCAACAUCAUGGAUCAUGACAACCUGGACAUAUAUGGCCAAUUGAACAAUAGGGUUGUGAGUGAGCUCAACAGGGGAUUUAACGUAUUUUCGAGUACACCAGCUAUGUUUGUGGCUGUAGCUCAGUCUUGCCCGAUGGCUGAGGUCGAUACCCUUGCAGCGGCUUUCCUCUCGAUGACUGACAACGAGAGCUUUACUCAGUACAUAAUGGGCCUUUUGGUGAGAGUGGAUAUCUUGCAGGCUUCUGAUUCUGUGCAAAUUCUGAGAAGUAACACUGUUGCUACUAGAAUGAUUGCGCUCUAUUCGAACGCGACUGCUGGAAAGUACCUUGUUCGUGUUUUGUAUCCAAUAUUGCAGAACAUUAUCGAACGCGGUAAACAUUUCGAGGUUGAAAAGAAGACCUGGAAUGACGAGAAUGCUCAGGAGGAUCUAGAUAACUUCUUGGAAUUGCUGACUGCUCUAGUUAAUGCCAUUUGCGAUUCUGCGGAAUUCAUGCCUUCCGGUUUAAAAGCGAUCUGUGCUUCUGUCUACUCUGCCACAGGCGAAGCAUUCCCGGAAUCUAAGAUUGUCGCUGUCGGUGCAUUUGUCUUCUUGAGGCUUUUCAGUCCGGCAAUUGUGACUCCAGAGAGGGCUGAUAUCGCAGCUCGUGUUGUGGAACCAGCAGUAAAGAGGUCGAUGAUCCAGCUGGCCCGUGUUUUGCAACUCAUGGCUAACGACUCUCUUUCUUCCUUGAAGUGGCCUUUGCUAAAGGAUCAAACUGAUGUGCUGGUCCAGUUGCAGAAAAAAGUGGAAGUAUUUCUAUACCAAAUUUCACAGGAAACCGCAACAACAACUCAGGUCAUGCCAUCGGAAGAUAUCCAAUACAGUCUGCAUUUGCACGGCUAUUUCCACCGUUUCUUUUACGAUCAUUUCGAGGAUAUCAGAUACAAUCUUUUCCAUCCUGCAACACCAGACUCGUUGUCUGUCGCCGAUAGGAUUAAUAUCUGGAGCAACCUUGACCAUGUGCUAAGCAUAAUCGGUUUGCCUAAGAUCCAGAAGGGUUUCAGCAUUCCAGAUUCUAUCAGGGAUGAUACCUCACCUCAGGGUGCUCAUCUUUAUGAUUUCAUGAGUAAAUUUUCGGCCAACGAGGCCGAGCUUCCUCCUGAUCAAAGUUUCCUGAGCGAAACGCUGACCAGAGACGGUACACCGGUGGUCAUCAUGGUCUAUGACAAGAUUCCAGAAGAUAUGGAUGUGCAAGUUGUAUGCUAUCGUAUCUUCCAGUUUCUAUGCAAAGUUUGGGAGUCCAAAUUCCACAUGUUUGUGGAUUGUACCAGAUAUCACAGCUCCAAUAUUCAUGCUACUCUCAUGAAACUAGUGACUUCUUUCUACCCUGAGAAGUACAGAAACAACCUUGAGAAGUACAUCUUCUUCAAUGUUUCGCAGUCCUAUUCCCACUCGUUGAAAGAGUAUAUGACCGCGGCCCAGGAAACAGGCUUUUUUGUCCAAACAGAGUACUAUUUUAUUAACUCUCAUGACGACCCCAAAGUCUACGCUCAACUGGGUCUGCCUCCGUACCAUUCGCCUGUCUCAUCUGACUGCAAGGUUACUUUCACAGAUGUGAAAUACUGGCAGGAGUCUGUUGGAAGAUUUGUCCCUGUUACUUUGAAGAUUGGGACGCAAUAUCUUCAGGUCUUGUUCAACACUAAAAUGACGGUGAAGGCUCGAAAGAGUAUGAAGAGUUUCCAAUUGUUGGAUGUUCAUCGGAUCGAAGAUUUCUCGAGUGUUGAUAUAACGACCACGACCGGAGUCGCCAACGAAGUCACUGUUGUGGACCAACGCUAUGAGGAGCCACUUAUUUUGUGUUCUCCAAGAAGAAUCGAGAUAAUGAGGACGAUCUACUUUUCCAAAUCGAAAAGAUCUCCAGCGGCUGAUGUUGAUUUUGAAAACAAAGGAUCUGUUGAGUUUUACGCCGGUGCUUUGCUGAAUAUUGCCUUCCUUGGCUUAAUCUCGCAUCAUGAUGACAUCCGUGGAUCCUCUUUCAAACUGCUGUUUUCAGUCGGGAAGACUUUCCACAUGGACUUUGGAAGACACGUCGAGGCAGUUACUGAUCUUUCGUUCCCAGCCAGAAACGAUGGUUAUGUGUUUUUGAUUUCCCAGGCUCUCUCUCUGGACAAACCGGAACUCACAUACAGCUUUCUAGAUUCCUUCUUCUUAGCCCUGGAACAUAGCGCCAUUGAGAGCAAGCCUUCCGUUGUCUACUAUGCCUCUCCUUGGUUGAGAAACAUCUACAAAUAUGUCUUCAGAGCAAAUGAGGAGUACGGUAUAGAGAGAACUGCUGAUCUGAUCAAGAAAUUUGUGUCCACUUCAAGAAAGUAUGAGGCCAUCAAAAUCUCUUUUUCUCAGUAUAUAUGGGCACAGCUUUCUCUUGAGGAUAAUCUGGUUGAUAUGAUAAUUGAUGAAACCAUUACCGCUGCUAUUGAUCUCGAAGCCGAGGGCAACGAUUGGGAAGACAUCGUUUCUUUAUGGCCUCUUGCUUCCACAUUAGAGAUUUUUGGGUCGCUGGUCUCCAGGAUUCACGAGAAAUCAAGAAUGAAAAUUCUCAAAGGCAACAGCAUCGUUGAAUCGCACACCAAUUGGAUGGAGAUCACAAUUCUGGUGAAGCUGAUGGCCUUCUUGAUGUUUGAUUCUUUGAUUUUUGCCGAGAAGUACUUGGGCGAUAUCUUUUACAUCAUUUCCGUGUUUCUCGAUGUCGGUCCCUUGGAGCUGAGAAAGACCCUCCACAGGCUAACUGUUAAGACCAUGCAUGCACUUUUGUCUAAACCAGAUCUCAGUCCAAAGAAUCACACUGAUAUUGUGAACCUUAUUGAGGUAUUGAAUGGAGCACGGUUCAAAAUGCUAUUUGGACUCAAUCGUGAUGACUCUCACGCAGACAUGCUGAUGAACAUUGGAAGCGACAUGGUUGCGAAGGCCGCUGCUAUGGAGUCGUUUUGCGACCUGAUUUUUUCGCUACCUGAUAUGAUCACAAGUAGCACCCACAAGACUCUUUGGUUGGUUCGCUGGAAUGCUCAAACCGUUCAAAGUGCGUUUUUGGAUAACAGUCUGCUACAAGGCCGUGCGCUAUUGGUCCUGGGUAAUCUCGCAAAGAGAGGUAUCGAUAACUACUCUGUGAUUCAAUACUUGAAGUACAUUUCCAAGGUGUUGCGAAGCAUUUUGGAGAGAAAGGAUCAUCUGAAUGAUCAGUUAUACUCGUUAUCCAUCUGCAGCGUGCAUUCUUUUGCCAAAGUCAUUGAUGGUAUUCCAGCAUGUUCUCCUUUCAUGGCUCAGUUCUUCUGGUUAGGCUUUGCAUUCUCGAUGAUUGAUAAUGUUGUGUAUUAUCAACUUGCAUUGAGAUUGAUGUCUGCCGCAUUGAGCAAGCUUUUGGAAUAUGAUCCAACCGAGAAUGGGGAGCUUGUGGAAUACCUCAUGUCGCAAAGAACCAUGUUCCAUCGUCAUCUUAAAGACUUCGAAAACUUCCACGGAUUUGAGGUCACCGAGAGUUCUUUCGACUUCGUCAUGAUGUCAGUCAUUCUCAAGGGGAUCAAGAUUCCGUUUACAUCGACCGCCUCAGUGGAAUUUGCAGGAAACAUUUUCAAACUUAGAUACAAGUGUGCUCUUAAGGCUGCCCGAUCGAAGAAUGAGCCUGUGGAUCUGGCAUGCUUCUGUUACACAAUCUUUCAUUUCCUUUUGGAAGGUUCAAACGAGGAUGUCAAGCCGGCUCUUGAAGCUUGUGGGACGGAGCCCGAACAUUCUGAAAUGGUGACAUUAACCAAGGGAAUCGACUGUCCAAAAGUACUACUGGAUCUCCUGAAAAGCGAAGGUGACGCUGGUUUGAUAACACUAUACACGGGAACCCUUUGCUUCACCUCUCCUAGAAGCGAUGAACUGCUCACCAGCAGAUACGUUCAUUUAUUGAGAUUCGUUGCUACGAACAACAUCAAGAUUCUGUGGUUGGUGUACCCAACCGCUGUGUACACUGUUAGAGGAAUAGUGGAGCAAUCAACUUCCAUGUCUGCUGUCGAGGCGAGUUUGAAUGUGGUGAACACUCUGGUCAGGUCUCCAGAAUACAAAGAGCUGCCCCUCUACGGAGCCGAAUUCGAUGCUCAGCUAGAGGAACUGAAACUUACCGGUUUCAAGUCCAUGGAAUUCUCCAACCCCGGCGCGUUUGAUGCCAAAUCCCAAAGUAUGAUAUCUGUGAGCGACAAACUGGCAAGAGCUCAUUAUAUCAAGUUAAUUCUGGAUAGAAUUCUGUCCUCGUAUGUGGAGGUGGGCUGA